Molecule: messenger RNA, 1760 nt
Organism: Mesoplodon densirostris (Blainville's beaked whale)
Lineage: Eukaryota; Metazoa; Chordata; Mammalia; Artiodactyla; Ziphiidae
Gene: SLC25A11
Product: solute carrier family 25 member 11
Exons: 8
Coding region: 1-1161 (386 amino acids)
Biological process (GO): malate transmembrane transport; phosphate ion transmembrane transport; thiosulfate transport
Molecular function (GO): antiporter activity; malate transmembrane transporter activity; thiosulfate transmembrane transporter activity
Source: RefSeq, a predicted model, not a curated record
AUGGGGGCGCGGGGAAGGACCCCCGACUCGGGGAGUGAGACAGCCAACCCGUUUAAUGGAGCUGGGAGGGAGACACCAAAAAUACCCCUUUCUGGUACAGGAAUAAUACGGGGAAGGGGAACGGAGGCAAGCACAGGUGACAGAAAAACUUCUGGAAGGGUGGGGGAGCUCAAGAAGGAGGGACUUCCGGCCAGGUGGGCCGUCUUUCCAUCCCCUGGAAGAGGAUUUCCGGCAAAGAAAGUCAGGCCGCUUCCAGCAAUGGACGCUCAAGACGAAGGACUUCCGGUCCUAAAAGGCCGAUUAAAAGAAGGGAUGGGAGCUACAGUUUUUGUGCAGCCCCUGGACCUGGUGAAGAACCGGAUGCAGCUGAGUGGGGAAGGAGCCAAGACACGAGAGUACAAAACCAGCUUCCAUGCCCUCACCAGCAUUCUGAGGGCAGAAGGGCUGAGGGGCAUUUACACCGGGCUGUCAGCUGGCCUGCUGCGCCAGGCCACCUAUACCACUACUCGCCUUGGUAUCUAUACCGUGCUAUUUGAGCGCCUGACUGGGGCUGAUGGUACACCCCCUGGCUUUCUGCUGAAGGCCCUGAUUGGCAUGACUGCAGGUGCAACUGGUGCCUUUGUGGGAACACCAGCUGAGGUGGCUCUUAUCCGCAUGACAGCUGAUGGCCGGCUUCCAGCUGACCAGCGCCGUGGCUACAAAAACGUGUUUAAUGCCCUGAUUCGAAUUACCCGGGAAGAGGGCGUUCCUACACUAUGGAGGGGCUGCAUCCCUACCAUGGCUCGGGCCGUCGUCGUCAAUGCCGCCCAGCUCGCCUCCUACUCCCAGUCCAAGCAGUUUUUACUGGACUCAGGCUACUUCUCUGACAACAUCCUGUGCCACUUCUGUGCCAGCAUGAUCAGCGGCCUGGUCACCACUGCUGCCUCUAUGCCUGUGGACAUUGCCAAGACCCGGAUCCAGAACAUGCGAAUGAUUGACGGGAAGCCAGAAUACAAGAACGGGCUGGAUGUGCUGGUGAAGGUCGUCCGCUACGAGGGCUUCUUCAGUCUGUGGAAGGGCUUUACACCAUACUAUGCCCGCCUGGGUCCCCACACUGUCCUCACUUUCAUCUUCUUGGAGCAGAUGAACAAGGCCUACAAGCGUCUCUUCCUCAGUGGCUGAGGCGAGUGAGGGGCCUGGAGCCGCUGUGCCGGGGCUCCCACUCGCCCGCUGCUCCUACAGUCAGUGUGCCCCCCAGGGGACCUAGACUCUGCUGCCCUGGGCCCCUCUAUUUAUUUUCCCUCCACAGUAUGGUUCCCUCCUCUGUGAUAAAGGACUUUUGGUCUCUCCUGCCCCUGCUCCAGCUUGCCCUCCUUGUCCUAAUCAUCAUGAUCUCUCUGUCCCUGCCUGUGCCCUGCACGGAGGUGGGAAGCUCCCUGCAGAUUUCUGGCCUCCUCUUGGGUAUUAGUUUCAGGGCACAUAGUACAGCAGAAGGUCCCCCUUCUCAGUGGGGAAACCAAGGCAGAGCUGAGGGGACAGGAGAGAGCCGAAGCUGUCAAGAUGAUCAAAGGUCUGCAGUGGGAGGACAUGGCCCUUCCUUCCUCCACCUCACUGAGGACGUAAUCAAUAAAUUGGAUUGAUGACACCACCCCCAAAUCUGGAGAGCUGUGGGCGCAGGAGGGGGAGGAGACUGGACAAAGAAGCGGAUGCCCCUGGAGAACAGGAACUGGAGUUUUUAAGAAAAAUUAUUAAAGAAAAAGUUCCCGCUGUUUUUAUGCAAA